UGGAUAUUCAACAAGUCCAAGUAUACCUCUUGAAGCCAGCAUCCUUUGCCAAACAAAAAACAAUCAGAUACAGCAGCUACUGUGUGCAACCAUAAGAAAGCAUUUGCCGCAAAUGAGAUCCAAGGCAAUAAUCUGGCCUCCUGAUAACAGAAGAUAGAUACUUGUUAAUAAACACAUUUUAGGCUGCGAACUAGCAGAAAAACUCAUAGAAGACAUGCCUGGAACCAUAAGCAUAUUUUGGUGAAUCCCAAAACGCACCGUUUCCAAGUUCGUUAGAACUAAUUGCGUACAUCCGGCGCUGGCGCCACUUAAAAAAGUUACCGUUAGAACGCGCUCUCUCUCUCUCUCUCUCUCUCUCUCUCUCUCUCUGUAUUCGUUUUCCUAUCGUGGAAGGUGAGAUCGGAUUGAUUGGUUUGCAAGAAACAGGUCAUCUACGAGUUGGAAAAGGAAAUAUUCAGUAUAAAUCACAUUAUAACUCACUUCACUUCAGUUCAUUAUUGAAGGAUGCUCUUCUCCUUGCUGAUCAUAAGGAGACUCUCCCUGUUGUUGCUCAUCAUCCAAAAACAAAAAAACUCAAUUCACGUCCUUGUUCAACGAGAAACAACGAUGACCAAUCGACUUACUCCCAAAGAUCUGGACAGAUUGGAUAAUGGUUCGUUCCAGAGAAAGAAAGCAGAAAUUGAGGGUUUCGUGGGAAAGGAAUGAAAAGAGUUAGUGAUCGACUUGCUCACUAAACGAGUUGUCCAUGAAUUCAUCAUGAUAGGAAACAAGAAACCCGUUGCAGUGACAGUAGAAGACCCAUCUCCAGCUGUAAAGACGGAAUUUUCUUUCUUUGAAAAUAUACCAAGGAAAAAGCGAAGCAGCAGAGUACGCAAAUCGGUUGCCGUUGCCGUUUCGUUCCCAGUCCUCGAUACAGAGUCUGAAAAAAACAUUAAGAUGAUCGAAGAAUCGGGUCGACAACUAGAGAAGGAAAAAAAUGAGGAUGAGCUGAAAGUUUCCUCUCGGAAAAGGCGUUUUGAGUCAGAUGAAGGAGGUGGAAAAAGGGCUAAGAUCCGCAAGAACCCUAAACCAGACUCAUCGGAGAUACCAACGGAAUUGCCUGAACCAUUUAAGAGUCGUGUACUGGAGAUGGGCGGUAGAGAUAUCAAAUUUGUUAUGCGGAAGACUAUCUUCAAAUCGGAUUUGCUAAGGUCGCAGAAUCGGAUUUUGAUACCAGCGGGUGAAGUGAAGAGCCCGUUCCUUUUUCCAGAGGAGGAGAUGAAGUUGGCUUCCAAAGAAAGCAUAGAAGUUACUUUAAUAGAGCCUUGUGUUGACGCCAGUUUUACAUUGCCUUUGAAGAGGUGGCAUAUGGGUAACAUGCCCUAUGCACUGAUAGGCAACUGGUUUAGCGUUGCCCAGAGGAACGGUGAAUCACCGGGAGUUGGUAGUGACGUACAACUCUGGGCACUCAGACACCAGCAUUCAAGUCUUGUUAUGGUUUUGGUCCCUGUCCCACAACAAGGACAAGUUACAAAUCAAUCUUCCGAUGGGGCCUCAUCUUCUCGUGCUCAUUCUACUGCCAACCAAUCACAAGAGCAUUAG
Molecule: messenger RNA, 1581 nt
Organism: Carica papaya (papaya)
Lineage: Eukaryota; Viridiplantae; Streptophyta; Magnoliopsida; Brassicales; Caricaceae
Source: RefSeq, a predicted model, not a curated record